Molecule: messenger RNA, 771 nt
Organism: Phodopus roborovskii (desert hamster)
Lineage: Eukaryota; Metazoa; Chordata; Mammalia; Rodentia; Cricetidae
Gene: Magt1
Product: magnesium transporter 1
Exons: 5
Cellular component (GO): oligosaccharyltransferase complex
Source: RefSeq, a predicted model, not a curated record
AUGGGGAGCCGCAAGGGUUCUGUUCACCGGUUCUCAUGCCCCACCCUCGAACCUUGCUGGAAGAAAGUUUCGCCAGGCGGCCAAGGAAGACCAGCGAACAUGGCCUCGCCGAGGUGGCUCUGGUGUGUGUGUGCGACCGCGGCGGUGGCUCUGCUGCUCGUUUCCAGGGUUCCCUCGGCCUCUGCCCAAAGAAAGAAGGAGAUGGUGUUAUCUGAGAAGGUUAGUCAGCUGAUGGAAUGGACUAAUAAAAGACCUGUAAUAAGAAUGAAUGGAGACAAGUUCCGUCGCCUUGUUAAAGCUCCACCAAGAAAUUACUCUGUUAUCGUCAUGUUCACUGCUCUCCAACUUCAUAGACAAUGUGUCGUUUGCAAACAAGCUGAUGAAGAAUUCCAGAUUCUGGCAAACUCUUGGCGAUACUCCAGUGCGUUUACCAACAGGAUAUUUUUUGCCAUGGUGGAUUUUGAUGAAGGUUCUGAUGUAUUUCAAAUGCUAAACAUGAAUUCAGCUCCAACUUUUAUCAACUUUCCUCCAAAAGGAAAGCCCAAACGGGCUGAUACAUAUGAGUUGCAGGUGCGAGGGUUUUCAGCUGAACAGAUUGCCCGGUGGAUCGCAGACAGAACUGAUGUCAAUAUUAGGGUAAUUAGACCUCCAAAUUAUGCUGGACCCCUAAUGUUGGGAUUGCUUCUGGCUGUUAUUGGUGGACUCGUGUAUCUACGAAGAAGCAAUAUGGAAUUCCUCUUUAAUAAAACUGGAUGGGCUUUUGCAGCUUUG